This is a messenger RNA of Vigna umbellata (rice bean), 1558 nucleotides long. The record is from RefSeq and is a predicted model, not a curated record. Lineage: Eukaryota; Viridiplantae; Streptophyta; Magnoliopsida; Fabales; Fabaceae.
UCUCUCUUAUAUAUACACAUUAAGCAGUAUUGAUUAACACUCACAUCAAAUGUUGGUUGGUUAUAAUUCAAACAUGAUGAAGAAAGUCAAGUGUGGUAGGUAUUAAUAUAGUGGUGGUGAAUUUGAUGCAGUACCAGUAUUUGCUAUGAUGGAGUCGAUGGAGUCAUGUGUCCCACCUGGGUUUCGGUUCCACCCAACAGAUGAAGAGCUUGUUGGUUACUAUCUGAGGAAGAAGGUGGCUUCUCAAAAGAUUGACCUUGACGUUAUCAGAGAGAUCGAUCUAUAUCGUAUUGAACCAUGGGAUCUCCAAGAUAGAUGCAGGAUCGGAUAUGAAGAGCAGAAUGAGUGGUAUUUCUUCAGCCAAGAUAAAAAGUAUCCAACAGGGACAAGAACUAAUAGAGCUACCAUGGCGGGGUUUUGGAAGGCUACAGGAAGAGACAAAGCAGUGUAUGACAAGGCAAAACUAAUUGGGAUGAGAAAAACCCUUGUUUUCUACAAAGGAAGAGCCCCUAAUGGACAAAAGUCUGAUUGGAUCAUGCACGAGUAUAGACUCGAAUCCGACGAGAAUGGACCUCCUCAGGAGGAAGGAUGGGUUGUGUGCAGAGCCUUCAAGAAAAAAACCACUGGACAGACAAAGACUAUUGAAGGAUGGGACUCAAGCUACUUCUUCGAGGAAGGAAGUGGUGUAAGCACUGUGGUUGAUCCAAUCGAUCUCAUUUCAAGGCAGUCUCAGAGCUUUUUAUCUCAAAAUUUCUUGUGUAAGCAAGAGAUAGAAGCGGAUAACUUGAGUUGCAUGCUUCAAGAUCCAUUUGUACAACUUCCUCAGCUAGAAAGCCCGUCUUUGCCAUUAGUGAAGAGGCCAAGCACAGUGUCACUGGUAUCAGACAAUAACGAAGACGAAGACAUUCAAAACAGGUUAUCCAACAACAACACAAAGAAAGUCACUGAUUGGAGAGCUCUUGACAAGUUUGUAGCCUCUCAACUGAGUCAAGAAGACACGCUUGAAACCAAUGGUCUCUCAAGCUUUGAACCCCAUGAUAGCCACGACAUGGCACUGCUGUUACUGCAGAGCAGUAGGGAUGAAGGGAACAGGCUAAGCCCUUUUCUAAACACAAGCUCAGACUGUGAUAUUGGGAUAUGCGUAUUUGAAAAAUGACAGAGGAAAGAAGUUCAUGGAAACGAUUUUUAAUUAUUUUUAGUACCAUAUAUGUGAAUUGUUCUAUGGAUGCUGGGGACAUGCUAUAUUUUUGUAUAAAAAAUAUGUGUGGAUGAGAAGAAUCAAACUCUGUAUGCCCUUCUGCGUGAGUGCAGCUGUGUGCGGAAAUUGAGAUGCAUGCGUCCAAAUGGCUCUAGAAUUUAGGUAGUUUUAUAUUUUAAGUUAUCAUGUUAUUAAGCAGGUGCAGUAAUAGCCUUGCCAUAAAACGAGUCCUCUACCUAGGCUCUGGCUCUCAUGCCUAAGAUGGCAGCAUAUGUUGUGAUCUUUCACAAUCCUUCUGUUAUUUUUAAUGCCUGCAUUCUUUAAUUUCUCUCAUUACAGCAAACCUUCCUAUCUGCUCUU